UUCUUCCCACCUCCCCUCGAGCCCUGAGUGAGCUCCAUCCACCUGAAAUCACAGCAGCGGAUUCUCCAUGAGUCUGUCACUGUUGAAGCCUUCCUUGGUGUUCCUUGUUCUGGCUGGUUCCCGCCUUCCUGCUCCCAUUGCAGCCGUCAUGUCCUGUCAAUCACAUGGGUUGGCUCCAGAGCCCUCCCUUGAGAAGCCCCCACGUUACUCUCAUGAUGCCCUUGACUUCUUUGCCACCACUGCAGAUCCUGCAGGGGUCCUGGUCAAUGGGCUCUCCUUUAACACAGAUGCACCGUGCACACAUACAGUGCAGCCCUGCAUCUAAGGCAUCGUGCUGCUUUGCUUCUCCCUGGACCCAGGGCUCUUCCCUCCUUCUUUCCCCAGGUACUGAUCCAGCCGAAGGUUACAGCUACAGGCUUUAAGAAACCCUGCCCUGUCACUCCCCACAGCCUGUCUCCACCAACAGCCUGUCAGUGAACAUUGGGCUGGGCAUCUAAACCGUUGGCUCAGGGUGUGGUUCUGAGAUUAAACCUGGCGCCUUUCCUGUGGCCCCUCCGAUAAGAGUGAUCCUGGGUGUUUAUCUGGUACUUUUUUUUUUUUCCUUGACCUUUUUGAGUCUAAGAAGUCUGACAAACGCCAACUUCUCUAGGUAGCCUUGGAGAACUUGGUGAUAAGCACAGUGCAUAGCCACCUCCCUGUAGCCUGAUCACUUUCUCAAGGGUGCUUGAGACACUUGGGUUCAAUACAAUCCCUAAGCCCUGCCCUGCCCUGCCCCUUCCUGACCUAGCACAGGAAGAACCUGGAGCAUGAUUAAUAAUUACAUGGGGACAGUGUGUAAACAGCCGCUGCUGUGCAUGGGAACCUUGCUCUGAAGGAUUGUUCACAAUUGAUCUCCUGCCCCCUGUCCCACACAUUCAUGAGCCCAAUUCUUUCUUGGAUGACUCUGGGUGGAGCAGACAGACAGGCUUCCCGAAGGGAGAAGGAGUAAUGCUAGUUCCUGGGGGAAAGAUGGUGGUGAGGAACAGAAGAUACUCUGGAGGUGUGUGGGGGGAAGCAGGUGCACAGAGGAUACUCUGGGGACAUAGCUCUCAGAUGGAAGGGGCCUGGGGAAUCUAGGGGUGAUGGGAAGGUUAAAAAUGUCAGAAAGGAAUAAAAAAAGAGUUCGAGUCGGUUGCAGAGUUUGAGCAUGAGUACUGGGUAGCCACAGCAGGUUUUAGGGCAGUGGUAGCUCCAUGCUGUGCUCAGAAGACUGAGAUGUCAACAAUAUGGACAGUAGACCCUAGACAAGAGACCAACUUUAGAGCUGGGGCUAAAGGACAAGGUGGGAGAGAACGAGGCAGCCUAGGAAUCAGGUGGGUGCAGCCAGGUCCUGGAUUCAAGUCCUCCCGUCACCCCUACUUCUUGCCAAGCUGAGCUUGGCCUAGAGCAGCUGCCCCCUCUGUUGGCUGCUCUGGCAGCCACAGUUCUCCCAGAAAUCGUCUGUAAAACUUCCCAGGCUCAGAUGAAGGUUUCCGCUACUCGCCUGCCUUGGCAAACCAUGAAGGAGGGGCCUCGGGUCGGGGAGGUGCCAAGCCUUUGUUCAGAUGCUGGCCAUGGCUGGACGCACUGCCCAUUGUUUCCCUUACUGUUGGCGACCUUGGGCCAGAUGGCAAGCAUUGCUUGGCUCCUGUAGACUAGCACGGUAGAAUACAGCCGGGCAGAAUGGCUCUCAGUCCCUCGGUAGCCUUGGACAAGGCUCUUCCCGUGGGGAUACUCGGUGCUCCUGUGUCUGUGUUCUGAGGGCCUGAGACACCCCUCUGGCCAGUUGGGGUUUCAGCAGCCAUCGUGGAAAAUGUUCAACCCCCAAGGACCAGGAGCUUCCAUCAGAUGUCAAACUUGCAGCCCCAGGAUGGGUCUCUGGUGGGUCAGAGGCCCAAGUCUGUCUUUUGCUGCUGUUAUUCACCCUGGGUUUGGGGGACACCAAUCAUGGGGUUUGUGCUAUAAGACCAAGUAGAGAGUUGGGAUACUGGCGUGUUUAUGGUUUUGAACUUUAUGAUUUUGAGCUCGGUUCAGGUCUUAGCCCCCGUCUCCCCUCUGUGUCACCGAGUUAAAUUACAAAACCACAGGCCAGAAGGAUAGCUCAGUAGGUAGAGUGUGUAUCUAUCACAUACAAAGCCUUAAAUUCAAGUCCUGCAAUCCCAACAUUUGGGAGGUAGAGGCAGGAGGAUCAAAAGGUCAAGGUUGUCCUUGGCUGCAAAGCAAACACAAGGUCAGCCCACACUCUGAGAGACUCUGCCUCAAAACACAAAUGAGGGAACAAGCGACCAAGUGAACUGACUCUGUACCUCAGUUUCUCUACUCUUGAGAUGGUAAUAAUGGUGGCACAUGUUACCCCUCUGGUGUGAGGAUACCCCAUAGAGGGCUUAGAGUGGAGCUGGCAACUAGAAGUGCUCAGGAGGGUUGGCUUUGCUCCUGUGAGAUGCAUAGAGGGCCUGAGAUGCAAGUGGGACUAUAUGGGAUGUUUUGGUAGAAUGAGGCUGGCUGGACCUCGUGUAUGUUGGCUGAGUCCUGGAUGAUGCUGGUCUCAUCAUCCCCAGAGUCCCUUCCUCAAUGGUGUAUCCCUUUCCCUCUGGCACCUCUGACCUCUCCUGGGCCACAUGGAGAAAUGCCUUCUGUUUUGGUUUGGUCCUCCCUAUACCAGGCUUUGGCCUCUGGUUUGGAAAAAUGAGAUUGGGCCACAUGAUGAGCCCUGAAGCUGGGCCUCUCUCCUCAGCAGUGAUUCCUUCUGAGAAUGAGACUGGAGGCCACUGUGACAAGUGCUGGGUGCAGCCUCAGUGAUCCUGGGGACAGAUUUGGAAACUGAGUCUAAGGAUGCUCAUCCUUUCUUCGUGCUCAGCUGCUCUGUGAAGAAGCAGGGGGGAGGGGGGCUCCAGGAGGAGCAGUGGGUGCUCCAGAACAUCUCCAUGGCUGAGUAUGGGUGGAGUUUCCUGCAGCCCCGCCCCUCUUAUCUCCUCUGGUUUCCUGAGGUUCUGGGAGCUUGUGUAGCUGGGUGUCCUGAUUCUACACCGGGCCCUAUUGUGUGGGAGCCUGACCUUUCCUUCAGUUCAGCCCUCUCCCCAAGGGUGAGCAGCACACGAAACAACAGGUCAGCAGCCCACAGACCCUGAAGGCAGCUAAGGUGGGCAGCUCUCAGCCUAGGCACCUGUAAACCUGCUUCCUAUCAGUCCUUUGCAGAAAAUGCCAAGCACUUCCCUUCUUCCCGCCCAUGGUGCACGCAGCUUGGGUUUGUACCUCUGGCGAUCCCCUGUUUCCUUUUCUGGAAAAUUGUCAGGGGCCUGAAGCGGCUUCCACAAGAAAGGCUGGGAAGGGGUCGGUGUGUUCCAAGGAUGGCUGGGUCCUUAGAACAUGCUCUCUGUUAUCCUCUCAGGUCACUUGAGUGUACCUGUUUAAGAACGGGAAAACAGGGACUAGACAGCACUUCCCCACGGCCUCUUAGCAGGGGGCCUGCUUAGGUCUUUCCUCUCUCUGUCCCACCACCCUGUGCUCACACUCACCUCACCUUCGGAAGGCUGACUGGGCUAGGUCCUCACUCAGCUCUGCUCCCCCUCCCCUGGCUAGGUGGGAGGAGUAGGGGUCCUUCUUGUAGAGCCCCAAGCUUUUCCACUUCCAAGUCCUCUGCCUCCAGCAGGGUGCUCCAGACUGCCUCAGGCCUCCUUAUCUGUACAUAGUGCAAGAAGAGCUUUGCUGGGAUCUCCACUGCUCAGAGUUCAGGUAGGAGAAAGAAAACAGACUCCCACAGCAGUCACUGGAGAUUGCAGGGGACAUCCCAUCCCAUCCUCCCAGUCCCUCUCUCAAAGUCAAACAUAGCCAAAGCAAAGAGGCCUCAGGAGAACCACGUAUGUGCCUGGCAUGACUAAAAAGCCACCUUUUUCCUUCUUCUGUUUGGACUGUCCUCUACACCACCUCCCUUCCUUGAUAAACAAAUCAAUCUGCCAUAUCCCCUCCUCCGGGAAAACUUUCCUGGUCGAUGAGAAGAGGCGGGGCUCUGCUGCCCACAGACCCACACUGCCACUUCCUGUCCUGAGUCUCAGCUGUCCUCACUCAUGCCCUGCAGGGCUACAUGAUGGUACAUCACAGAUCUACUUUCCAUCUUGUCUGUAGGCAGGGGUGCUCAGCUGGCUGGUGUCCAAGCCAGUGUAGAGCAUGAAAAUGUUUCCCUGGACAGGGGUGUCAGUUUGUUAUCAUAUCCCAACCAUCUCUCUCUGGAUAAGAGACUUACCAUACUAGCACAUGGAGCCUGGGUCCCUCCCAUAGCACACCCAGUCACAGUCUGCUCUUCAAGACUCUGACUGUAAGAAGUUUGGUCAAUUCGCUGGCAGCCAGAAUCAGGGAAAGUACUUUCUACCAAUAGCAAACAGCCGCAUUGGUUAUCUCACGGUAAGAACUCGCGAGUGGUUCUUUGCUUUCUUGCAGUGACUUCCAGCUCAGGUGGAAGUAACCAUGAGUUGUGCUCAGCCGCUGAUACAGUAAACAGCUUGCGGCAUGGGAGAGUCCUGACAGUUCAGCCCCUUACCGCUCAUGGUGCAACUCUGGACUAAUUGGCAUUCCCUGGGAGUGUGUUAGAACACGGCAUUCGUAGGUUCUACCAGUUGGACUUAGCAGUCAGAGACUGCAUUUUAAGAACUCGAGUUCCUGUGAAAAGCUGAGACAUGCCAGGGGCUUAAGACGGAGGCUUCUAGAACAGAUGUGUAAGGUCCGUACAGGAAUGCCUGUUAUACUUCCCCUCUGUCCUCUGUGACUUCGUGGCCCCUCAGGUCGGGCCCGCCUGAAAAAAAAAAUCAGUCUGCCUUUGACCCUUGUCCUUUGCUGUGGCAGGGUCGGGUUCUGAGGACUGUGGGGCUCUCUGUACACACACUCUGAGCACUCUACACGGGGGUUUCUGAGGCAGGUGGUAGGCAUAUGCCUCAGCUCAGGAGUGACUGGGCAUCCUCUGUGGUUCUGGGCAUCCCUCAGUAACAGGCAGGGGCACUGUGUUAUCGUGCCAGGCUUGGGUGCCGUACUGCUGCUAGGAUAGGGCAACCAGCUCUAGAGACCUGGAGAGGCCCUUCGAUAAGCCACAACUUGAGAAGAUAGACUCUUGAGUCCCCAUUCUGAUCUAAAGAGUGUUACUGUGUGGAGGAGGAGGACACACUUGGACUGUGGCCUUGAAGCACAGCCCUGGAGCAGGCGGCUGAGUAACUCGGAAAGAAUGAAAGAAGCCACUCAGAGCUGCCCUGAGAUGGGGUAGGUUUCCUGGGAAGGGAAGAUAUGUCAGGCAGGGGGCAAUACUUACCAAGGAGCUUUCUCAUCUGAUAAUGAAUUUAUAGCCCUUCAGUUCCAAAGCAUCUGUGGUUCAAACACUGCCUCCUCCAGGAAGGCCUCUAAGACUUCUGCCUCAAUAACCAGCCUGUUCCCAGUGGCAUCUGGCUGUGCCCUGGGUCCUUUAGUCUUUCUUAUGAGUGUGGGCUCCCUGCAGCUUGCCAUCCUAAGCCAUGGGGAUGACCAUCCAUCCUAAGCCGUGAGGGUAAUCAGAAAGGAAGAAAUGAACCGUUCCUGGUUCAUGAAGUAGCAUGUUCUUUCUGAUGUGCCCAGUGCCUUGCUGGAGCCACUCUGCCUGGCAGAGGGAGGUGGUGGCCUGCUAUAUAUAACGUUUAGGGAAUCACUUGAACCUGUAACCUCAGUUUACUAAUGUGCAGUGGGGUUGUAGUGACCAAAGCCCCAGCUGCUCCCAUGUUCUAAGAUCCUGGGAGUCAGGGGUGGAGUUCAACACAGGGACUGCAGAGCCCCAGAGUAGAAGACAGGGAGUCCCUGGAAAGUGACCUGGUGGGCCACAGUAGCAGAGCAAUACCACAAAGCAAGGAGAAUUUGUGUGGCUCCGGGGGCUGGACUGGGUGUGGAGCUUACAGAAGGGGGCCAUGUCAUCAUUUUCUCAUUAGAUGUGACAGUGAUCGCCUGUGUGAGAUGAUCUUGCUGGCCCGGUGGGCUCCUGGAAUGUUGGCUUCACAUGAAUAGAAUGCUCAGAUGGACUCAGGGGGGGAGGGGUCUCCAAGGCAGUGGGGCAGGGGCUGGUCACGCUCUCUCUGCCUCCCACCCCUAGUAUUCAGCUCCCUACCCUGGCUCACAGGUCCACAAUACCCGAGGAAAUAAAGCAUGAACCAGAAUGGUCUCAUAGGUGCCCUGCCUGUCUUUGCUCCAUGGGGGUCUAGCACACACACUGGUACUGGCUGCCUGAGGGGCUAGAGAUGUCUAGCACUGUUCAGCUUGGAGAAUGUUCCCCAGCUGUCCUGUCUGCAAAGCCUGCUCCCCUCCUGGCCAAGGGCAGAGGGCACCCAGGGUACAGAGUACUGCCAGGAGAUGAAGAGAGACUAGCACAGAGAGAGAGCAGAGUGUCUCCCUAAGGAAGACCAUAAAUCAGGUGGCCCCAGGAAAUCCCACUGCUGUAUCCCUUUUUGUUCCCUGUACCAUUAAAUUCAGCUCCAUGAGUAGAUGAGGAGAGUCAGGUCCCUAUACUAUGAGCCAUACACGUGAUAAUAGCUGUGAGCACUUGGAAGAGACAUGGGACGCAAGUACAGGGACCAGGGCUACUGAUAGCAGGGCCACAGUCCAUGGUGGAGGUUCAGAUGUCUGUGAGGCUAUCUUUAUUCUUUGUGAGCAUAUUCAUGCAUGCAUAUGAGUAGUGUCCCUGUGUCUACAUGUUCCUAUGCAUGGCACCUAUGUGUGACAUAUGCAUGCGUGGGUAAACAAGUAUAAACUAUGCAUGUUUGUAUUCAUGUGUGUUUGAUCAUGCAUGUGAAAGCGUGUGUGUGUGUGUGUGUGUGUGUGUGUGUGUGUGUGCAAGCAUCCCAUGCACAGUUAGGGAGAGACAGAAGGGACAAAUAGGCCUAUCUCGUGACAUGUGGUACUCUUAGGGCUUGCAUGGCUUGUCAAGGGGGCUUGGGGUGGAGAAGUUCAGGGAAACCAACUCACAGGAACUUGUCAGAGAGGCUAAUGAGAGUUUAGCUACAUGGGGCAGAUGUGUGGCUGCUAAGAGCACUCCUGACUGGUGGUGGUGGGCCAAGCCACACUACACCUUUGUGGGCUCUGAGUUCUUCAGCGGAGCAAUGUCCUCCCUCAAGGCUCUGGUGCCUAUGGGUAAGCAGUGUCACUGGGAGCCCAGCCCAGAACAGGAGGCUUGCUUGGAGAAGGUGUCUGGGACUUGCUGGGCUUUGCAUGCUGGAAACCUGCAACCACCAAAAAAGCCAGAGAGGUCUUGGCCCUCAGAGCCCCUGAUUCUCCUGCAGCAUCACCGGAGGAGGCCUCAGAAAAUUGGAUUUAGCUGAGAGGUGCAGGAGUGGUGUCGUGAUGGUUCUCAUCUGUUGACAGAACCCACAAGAAGCAGUGGAGUGGCAGAGGCCGUCAGACCCCAUUCAAGGCUGAGACCCCAGUGCCAGCCCAGGGGGCCCAGCCCAGAGGUAUUCAGAAGGGGGUAUACCCCAGGGAGACACUGCCAAGUCCCUGCCCUGUGGCCUGGGUCUGAACACCUGGGCAGAAUCUGUGGGGAUUGUGAAGAGCAGGGACAGCAUGGGUGGGGUGUUAUGAAGCCCUCAGAAGCUGAGCAGUCAGGAGGAUGGAGGGACCGCUGGGCUGGAGGGGAUGUUGAUGGCCACUCUGUUGGUUCCAGACCUUUCUGCUGCCCAGGUAUUGUGGUGCUUUUCAAGAAAGGCUCUUUUGUAAGCCGCCAUCUGAUGAAGCGGAUUUUAGUCAAGAAGGGAAGAAGGGGAAGCUGGGUAUGGCUAGCAGAUCAGAAGAACACAGAAGGCCAGAUUGUUAUGGAUCCAUCCUGGUGCCUCUCCCCCAAGCUCUGGACCAUGUUUCCUUUCUUUUCUCAGCCCCAGUUUCUCCAAAGACUUCAGAGCAAAUGGUUUCUGGAUCCCUUCUCUUGAGGCUUUAUAAUGCAACAAGGCAAAGACAGGAGAUGUCUAAAAAAGGCCAGGAUAGCAGGGAGCCAGGAUAGCAGGGAGCAGGAAGCUGCAGAAGGGCUGGGCCCAGAGCAGAGAAGGAACCCAGAGUGAGGAAGUCCUUCCAAACCGCUUACACACAUGACACUUCCUCCCAAGGCCCCACCGAGCAGCAGAGCCCCUGUCCUGUCCUGCCUUCUCUGAGGGUGCGGUCAGGCUGCCCAUUUCAGAAACCACCAACAGUGUUCUCUGCAAAGUGGGAGGAAGCCGCCCUCCUGGACCAGCAGGGAUUCCCAUUGCAGAACAGGCUUGAGAAAUGGUGACGAUACUCCCUCCUGGAGGUCUCUGCCAGCCCCGAGUGGGUUGGGGUAGAGGCAAGGGCAGCCCUGUCUCCUCGGGUGCCCUCCUUGGACCUCAGCCUGAUUCUUGAAUCUCCGUUUUUAAUCCUGGAUAUGAGACAAGGAUCAGAGUGGUACAGACUCCACCAGGCCAAUGGCAGCUUUUUUCCAUCCUGUCUCAGACACUGAUCCACUAUGGCCAGAAAACGGCGGGUAAAACGUUAAAAUAGAAAACCCCACUGUCCAGAAAUGGGUGUGGUUUUGCCCCCUCACCCCAAAGACAAGAGGCCUGGCUCAUGGCUCAAGGCAAGCAGGGGUGCGGAUGAGGGUAGGGAGGAGCAGGGUGAAUGGGAGGCAGUAGCCAAGAAAAUUAUUAAAUUGUUCCAUCCCUGCUGAAUCACUGGGGACCUGCUAAAUCCGUUUUUGAUUUAAGAGUGACCCUGCGAUACCUAAAUGCCCAGGCACUGCCUCUUAGACAGGAGGCUCCUCCCUUCAUACGCUGGGAGAGGCAGGUGUCCUUCCCUUGACAGCAGGGGCAGAUGCUUACGGGAACUCCCACCAUGCCCAGCUCCCUGCUCCCUAAGCAACCUUAGGGACCUAGCCUUCCCUGGGCUCAUCGUGGGAUGGUCCAGGGUGCCAUCACAGUGGAGGGGCUGCAGGAGCGUCUGGGAAGAAGGAGGGGUGGACACUGUGGCAGGGGAGGAAUGGGAAUGGCCACAGCAGGUGUAAUGAGCUAGACCACAAGACUGGGAAGUGGGAGGCCAACAUGAGGCCAUACCGUGCUGUGAGGAACCUGAGCACUGGGCAGAGGAGCUGAGCUUCCAAGGCACCGAGAAAUCCCACGCCCUGGUCUUGAGCUGACGUUAUCUUCCUCAGUGUUGGAGGGGCUGACCCUGUCUCACAUGAGGAGGGUGGCUCCAGAUUGGCACCUCUGGCCAUGAACUCCUGAGAGGGGUCUAGAGAACCAUGGCUAACAAGUCCUGCCUGGAUGACAGCCAGGAGAGGGGUAUAAUCGGGUGCCCCCCUGGGGAGAGUUUUCGGACAAAGCUGGGAGCCCCAAUUGGUAGGCCAGGAAGGGAAAGGGGCCCACUUUCCUCAGGCCUCAGAGGGAAUAUCCUAUCUUCUCCUCCUGCUUCACUGUUCUAACUUCCAACUUAGGAAAACUGGAGCCAGCUGGGAAAACUCAUCCAAGCUAUUGGUGAGCUUAUGGUGACUGUGGGCUGCCAAGUCCCCUCUUAUCCCACACUCUCUUCCUGGUGGACCUUCUGGAGGGACUAAAGUCAUUCCUCGUUCCUACUGGCUUAUGGAGAAUAUCUCGGCUGGCAAGAGGUGGAGUCCAUUCCUUUCAGCUCCUCUGACUGACAUGUCACAGAAGCUAGGCAUUGAAAGAUGGACCACACCCGGGGACGUUUCCUUUCCAUACACCUAAUAAUCCUGUCCUUAGCCUGCACCUGGGGCUCUGGUCAUCACCCUCUGAGACGGAGACUCAAGUUCUGUGGCUCUCUGAAGAAAUGAGACAGCCCCAGAUGAUCCUAUGAACAGCCGGCUCUGACUGGCACCAGCCUCCCUGGGCAUGUCGGGAGCGGGACACAUCUGGAAAAGCACUGACUAGGACAAAACCGUGGCUGCCCCCAGGGCCCCAGUGACCUCAAGUCCCGCCUGGAGCUUGGGCACUAGGUUGGAGGGCACCUGCUUUAUUUAGUCUGGCCUGAGCCUGGGAACCUGUUCACAGGAAAGACACAUGAGCCAGUCCCAGGGCACUGGGACACCCUGAAGGAGAAUCACAGCCAGCACCAGGCCUUGAGCCUAGGGCCUGACUGCACUGCAGGGUUCUGGUUGCUCCCUGCUCCUCUGUGAUCUCACCUUCGACCACUGCAGCCCUCCCCAGCCCAGCCAUGCGUGGAAGCUGGAACUGCUUUCACUAGCACCCCUAUCCACACUGAGGCUUGUAGCCCAAGGCCGUUCGUUGGCCUUUGUUCUGGGCCAGCGAACUGGGUAGAAUAACCUGUGCCUUGGGGACCUUUCUUUGAGGGGUGGUACUUAGGCUCUGGGAUCAGGACUAAGUGGUGGGGCAUCCCUUUCCCUGGCACAGCAAGACACUGCCCACUUUUGGCCUGCCUCUCCUGGCCAGCCAGCCAGGAUUGUGACAGGCCAGUGAGAAAGAGCUUGGAGUAUAGGGCCUUUCUGCCUGACAUCCGGCCAGGAACCUUUCCACUUUUCCUUGCAAAUAGCCAGUUUAGAAUUGCAGUGGCCCUUUGACAUCGUGGGAGGUCGUGACAGAUAAGGUCCCCACUGGUAUUUCUGGCAAUACCUGCAUUCUGAUGGCAUCUCCUACUGUUGACAUCACCUUUGUCCAAAGAAUGAAGUCAUGGUCAUCGGCUCAGUUGUAAAUUGGGUCUGCACGGAGUUUGUGAGGUGAUGUGGAGGAAGGGAAACUUCCAGAAGACAAGGGGCUGGUCUCUGUGGCCCAUGGUUGUCCAGCCGUAUCCUAAAUGGUAUUUGGCAUGCUAUCAGUGCUAAUAAAAUACCUGUGCUAGAGAAGAUAUUGGUAGCUCCCAAGGAAAUCUUGACACUGCUCCCAACACACACACACACACACACACACACACACACACACACACACACACACACACACACACACACACACACACACUUUAGUAUCUGGUCCUGAAGAUACUGCCAUAGCCUCUUGGGACAUACUUAGGCCCAAAAGGGCUCAUAUUGCUCACUUGGUUCUGUUGUGAUAUUCUGCUGCCUGGCCACACCAGGCUCUGGAAAGUGCUUCUCCUCCUGUUUUCCUAGAAUCCUCCUGGCUGGGUCCCUGAGCCAGACAGCAUCAGAUCUGAGCCUUGCACAGCCUUGCAGACUGAUCUUUGGUUAGAGGCCUCUGGAACUGAAGAACCAGUUCCUAGAGGGGCCAUGCCACUGUCAGGUCACAGGGAACCUCUCAGAAUAAAGGAUGUGGUGGAGGUUCGGGGAGGUGGUCCAUCAUACUGGCUGCCUCUCUAGAGGGUUAAUAAGCCUUUGAUUACCUCCAGCUGCCAAGACUGCCUGGGCAGAGGGGGCCAAGCAGCCUCUAUACCACCGUUCUGCUCAGAGCUCCUCCCUCUUGGCCUUGUAAGUAUUUGGGUGCAUAGUUGUGAAUGCAUUCCCAACCAGCCACCUGCUCCCAUCAAACACAUCACAGGAUCCCUGCAGGUCACAUCCAGUACCAGGGCUACAGCUGGACAUAAGGUGGCCCUUAGGAGACAGUAUUAUCCUCUGUAGGGUGGACCCUGGAUAGAAGGUGCUUGGACCACGAAUUCAUCCUGCUCCACCUUGACAGAUGUCAGAUUCAAAGAUGUUCUUCUCUCUCAGUGGGCCUUGGUUUCCCACCUCUAACGGGUAAGAGGCCAAUGAUCCUGCGAAGGAUUAAGGUGGAAAGAGAGGGGACCUGCUCAUCUCAGGCCCUGCCCUGUGAUUACAGAGACAGCCCCUCUGCUGGGCCUGGUUCACUUUCCAGCACACUCACACAGUAGGUGAGUGACCAGUUCUCUGGUCCUUAACUCCAGAUUCUGGGGGUGCACAGGGAAUGGGGUGGGUGCUGGGUCUGCAGCAUGGCCUCCUCCCUUCCUGCUGUUGGAAAGUGCCUCUGGCCUCUCUCUUGCCUCGUUUUUUGUAUCUCGACUCUGGUUCAGCCAAAUGUCCCCUCUGCUCAGUGUGUGUGCUUCCUGUUUCUGAAGUAUUGUUUUUGUUUUCUGUGUUGCUGGGGUUUGAACCCGGUGCCCAGACAAGUAUUCUGUCCCCGGGGGCUAUAUCCCUAGCUCUUCCUGCUGUCUCCCUGUCUGGCUGGGAGACUCUCUUUCGCUUUCUACUCUCACUCUGAUAAAGCUUGCCUCUGCCCUGUCUGUCAUUCUGUCUCUCUGUGUCUGGGUCUUAGCCUCAGCAUGUGUGUGUGUCCCUUUCUCUCCUUUUCAGGUCCAGCUGCCUUUCCUCCUAUCUCCCCAGUGACCUGCCAGCUCCAUUGCCUAUUAGAGGAAAACAACAAACAAACAAACAAACUAACUAACUAACUAACUAACUAACUAACUAACUAACUAAACAUCACUCUCCUCAUUGAUUCACAUUGUUUUAAGUUUGAGGAUUUGAGGGAGCUUUCCAACAGUCUUGCCUGGCUUAGGCCUAUCCUUGCGGGCAGAAUAGUAGGUGACUCCCAGAAAGCUUCUCUACUCCCAUCAACUGAGGCCUGGGUGGUGGGGGGACAUCCCCAAAGUGACAUGCAGCCCCUUGACCCGGGCCGGGACAUUGGAGGCCAGACUGGCUCUCAGAUCCCUGGGCCUGAGGACUUCAGAUUAGUAACCGCUCAGAGCGGGAUGGGACAGGCAGGCGGGUGCGGGUGCCACCUCCAGGGAGGGCAACGUUCAUCCUGAGAGUCCAGUCAACCCCUAUUCCCCGCCCCUCUGGAGUGUCUGGCUCUGCCCUCAGGCACCCUUGAGCUUUGCAGGCUGGGCGGGGACACCUGGAUUUCUCUGGCCCCCUGAGAAGGGCCAGCUUGGAAGAAUUUCCCAAAGCCUAUUAGAGCAACGGCUGCCUCCUGCCUGCCUCCUCAGGCUGGGCAGGGCCGAGGGCUGAGGCGGGUGGAGGGAGCAAGGGAGGGCAGGAGGGGGAGAGGAGGAAGGAAAAAGUUGGCAGGCAGACAGCAGAGCCCUGUCUGCAUCCAUCGCAGAGAGGAGGCCCGUGUGGUGUGGGGCGGGCCAGGAGCAAGGAGAGGCCUUCCUCCCUUUGUGCUCCCCCCACCCAGCCCUAUAAAUAGGCCCAGCCCAGGCUGUGGCUCAGCUCUUGGAAGGAUUCGAGCACCAGGCAUCCAGCAGUGAAGUCGAGCCCCCUGCCAGCAUGGCCAGCGAAUUCAAGAAGAAGAUCUUCUGGAGGGCUGUGGUGGCCGAGUUCCUGGCCAUGACCCUCUUCGUCUUCAUCAGCAUCGGCUCUGCCCUAGGCUUCAACUACCCACUGGAGAGAAACCAGACACUGGUCCAGGACAACGUGAAGGUGUCGCUGGCCUUUGGUCUGAGCAUUGCCACCCUGGCCCAAAGUGUGGGUCACAUCAGCGGUGCUCACCUCAACCCAGCUGUCACACUGGGGCUACUGCUCAGCUGUCAGAUCAGCAUCCUCCGGGCUGUCAUGUACAUCAUCGCCCAGUGUGUGGGGGCCAUCGUCGCCACUGCCAUCCUCUCGGGCAUCACCUCCUCCCUAAUUGAGAACUCACUUGGCCGCAAUGAUCUGGCUCGAGGUGUAAACUCCGGCCAGGGUCUGGGCAUCGAGAUCAUUGGCACUCUGCAGCUGGUGCUGUGCGUGCUGGCCACCACUGACCGGAGGCGCCGGGACUUAGGUGGCUCAGCCCCCCUUGCCAUUGGCUUGUCUGUGGCUCUGGGACACCUGCUGGCGAUCGACUACACUGGCUGUGGUAUCAACCCUGCUCGGUCAUUUGGCUCUGCUGUGCUCACCCGCAACUUCUCAAACCACUGGAUUUUCUGGGUGGGGCCAUUCAUUGGGGGUGCCCUGGCAGUGCUGAUCUAUGACUUCAUCCUGGCCCCACGCAGCAGCGACCUCACAGACCGCAUGAAGGUGUGGACCAGUGGCCAGGUGGAGGAGUACGACCUGGAUGCUGAUGACCUCAACUCCAGGGUGGAGAUGAAGCCCAAAUAGAGGAGGCUUGGCCUAGGCAUCCAUAUGGGGGUGGGGCAGGGAUGGGCGGAGGGAGGGGAGGGCUGAAAUCAUAUUGUAGACACUCUGACAGGCUGACCAAAGACUCCCCAAGACCUGCCUGACCUGAGUGGUCCUGCCUUAUCUGGGGCAGCAUUAUCACUGUCUUUCUUUCUGUUUCCUGGUCUCAGAGCUUCCUGGGGACCAAGAUUUAUCAACUCAGCACCUCAUUCCAUUGACAUCAUGGAGGAGUGAAAGGGAGGGACCCACCCUGCUAGUUGUCCCCUCAGAGUGUGCUAGGAAGUCCCCCUCAUCCCAAAGUUGCCCAGCAAGUCACCCACCUUAGGUGCCUGGGAUUCUGCCAUUGUUGCUUCGUGCCUUUGAUCAUGGCCUUCCUUGAGUAGGCCUUCUGUCCCCAAAGGCACUUUGAGGGAGAGGAGGUCCCCUAACUUCUGCCUUUGGUCUGACUUACCUCCGAGACCCUUCCCCUUAGAUUCACUAUAGGACCUUGAAAUUGUCCCUCUGCUGGGGCCUCAGUGACCACAUCUGGAAAGUGGCAAGGAAGGGACAGCUAUGGACAUAAGUGUGGACACGCCACAGGAGCAGUCUAGACAACACUGCUUUGUCUACCUGGCCCGAGCUCUUGCCCAACAUCCACAGCCCAUGAGCACAUGUGGAUGAACUAGGAAGCAGAGACGUAGUUCAGGACGCUGGAAGUGCCUGUCCCCCAGAGAGGCUUCCUUUAGGUAGGUUUGCUGUAGCAGAAUGGAGUCUGUUUUGUCGUGGAGGAAGAGCUCACACUCUAUUAUCUAGCUCUACUUGGUCUGCCCAUCUAGCAUGGCACUGACUGGGUAGUUUAUUUCAGUUCUCCAGUCCCCCUUGGAGUGUAGGUUUGGGGAAUGGGUUUGUUAAAGAGCAUUGAACUAGCUGCAACACCAUGUCUAAGGAGGGAAGCAGUGGAUGUGGAGCAGUCCAGGGACGGAUGCCCAUGCUGGGCAUGCAGGGGCUUGGGUGCCCCUAGUUCACAUCAUGAUGAAGGAGGCCACUCUUGCCCUGGCUUAUGAGCUCCUGGCCAGCUGCCUUUGGUCAGAGGCUGGACAACCUGAACAGGCUGACUGUGUGACCCUAGGCAUCGUCUUUCUUUAUUGACCCGAUGAUGCAGCCCAAGGACAGUUCAGAGUAGAGUCAGUUCAGGGGUUGGCAUCUUGAAUUCAGCUCUCUAAGUUGGUCCAUUGCAUCCCAUCAGGCCGGAGCGGCUCCACUACCGUGCCCUUAACCAUGUUGUGAACAUAAACUGAGAGAUACAUUCUUCAGGUGCUCAGGAGCAACAGGACAGUCAGGAGGCCUGUGGCUGCACACUCCUCUCCAUUCCCUAGCAGGCACUGUAGCCCACUUAACAGAGAAGGACACUGAGGACCCAUGGGCCCAACUAAAUCAUAUUGGGUCAAUCUUAGCAGCCAAGGCCAUGUCUGGUCACUCCCUGGUCCUCUCACCUCCAAUUUCUCAGUUUCUGCCUGGGUAAUGGCUCAGGGCCCAGGGUGGUGGUGAGGGAUAUGCUGGAGGGGGCGGGGCAGACCCAUCCCACCUGGUUCUGGCCACUAUGAUCAAGGACCCCGCAUCUGUCUGCUCUGUGUAUGUUUCUUUGCAAUUGAAAUUUCAUCUUAUGGUAAGAAAAUAAAGGACAAUGACUUGUAAGGUC
This is a messenger RNA of Peromyscus californicus insignis, 15671 nucleotides long. It is a transcript of the gene Aqp1, whose product is annotated as aquaporin 1 (Colton blood group). Gene Ontology annotation, biological process: hyperosmotic response; renal water transport; carbon dioxide transmembrane transport. Bases 13166 to 13975 code for a protein of 269 amino acids. Gene Ontology annotation, cellular component: membrane. Gene Ontology annotation, molecular function: glycerol transmembrane transporter activity; carbon dioxide transmembrane transporter activity; ammonium channel activity. The record is from RefSeq and is a predicted model, not a curated record. The transcript has 4 exons. Lineage: Eukaryota; Metazoa; Chordata; Mammalia; Rodentia; Cricetidae.